Messenger RNA from Sinocyclocheilus rhinocerous, 1050 nucleotides. RefSeq names its product 5-hydroxytryptamine receptor 5A-like. Gene Ontology annotation, cellular component: plasma membrane. Gene Ontology annotation, biological process: adenylate cyclase-activating adrenergic receptor signaling pathway; positive regulation of MAPK cascade. The transcript is spliced from 3 exons. Lineage: Eukaryota; Metazoa; Chordata; Actinopteri; Cypriniformes; Cyprinidae. Gene Ontology annotation, molecular function: G protein-coupled serotonin receptor activity. The record is from RefSeq and is a predicted model, not a curated record. Bases 1 to 1050 code for a protein of 349 amino acids.
AUGGCUGAUGUCAGCAAGAACAGCUCCUUUAAUCAGAGCUCAGAAUAUGGAAAUGUCUACAGACCACAGACAGUGUUCAGCGUCUUGACGUUCACCCUGCUGGCCAUGCUUAUGGUGGCUACAUUUUUCUGGAACAUGCUCGUCCUAGUCACAAUUCUCAGAGUCAGAACGUUCCACCGCGUGCCCCACAAUCUGGUGGCCUCCAUGGCUAUAUCUGAUGUUAUGGUGGCUGCUUUGGUGAUGCCUCUCAGUCUAGUCCAUGAGCUGAACGGUCGUCGAUGGAAGUUGGCCCAAGUUCUCUGCCAAGUCUGGAUAUCCUUUGACGUCCUGUGCUGUACAGCCAGCAUUUGGAACGUGACCGCAAUAGCCCUCGACCGUUACUGGUCCAUAACUCGCCACCUGGAGUACACGCUGAAGACCCGAAAGAAGAUCUCCAAUGUGAUGAUCGGCUUGACCUGGCUGCUGUCGUCUGUUAUUUCCCUGUCCCCUCUGUUUGGCUGGGGUGAGACGUAUUCAGAGGAGGACAUGGAGUGCCAGGUGAGCCAGGAGCCGUCUUACCCCAGCCCGUCUUAUACCAUCUUUUCCACAUUCGGGGCCUUCUAUCUGCCUCUUUGUGUUGUGCUGUUUGUCUACUGGAAGAUAUACAAAGCUGCUAAGUUCCGUAUUGGAUCAAAGAGGACCAACACCAUCACUCCAGUUGCAGAGGCUGGAGAGGUGAAAGAGGCCUCCAGGCAACAGCCUCAGAUGGUGUUCACGGUACGCCAUGCCACGGUGACAUUCCAGACCGACAGCGAGACGUGGCGAGAGCAGAAAGAGAAGCGGGCAGCUCUGAUGGUGGGCAUCCUCAUCGGAGUGUUUGUCCUGUGCUGGAUCCCUUUCUUCCUCACCGAGCUCAUCACCCCGCUGUGCUCCUGCCACAUUCCACCAAUAUGGAAGAGUGUCUUCCUCUGGCUGGGCUACUCCAACUCCUUCUUCAACCCGCUCAUUUACACAGCCUUCAACAAGAACUAUAAUAACGCUUUCAGAAAUCUCUUCUCCCGACAGCGCUGA